Molecule: messenger RNA, 1573 nt
Organism: Dermatophagoides pteronyssinus (European house dust mite)
Lineage: Eukaryota; Metazoa; Arthropoda; Arachnida; Sarcoptiformes; Pyroglyphidae
Product: proteasome activator complex subunit 4-like
Biological process (GO): proteasomal ubiquitin-independent protein catabolic process
Cellular component (GO): nucleus; cytosol
Molecular function (GO): peptidase activator activity; proteasome binding
Source: RefSeq, a predicted model, not a curated record
AAUUUUUGGACAUGAUGUUCACAUUGAAUUCAAUCGAAAAUGGUACUAAAAUCAACAAACAAAAUAUCCGAUUUUGGAAAUUAUAUUUUAUACUUGUUAAAAUGGAAAAUUCGGAACAGAUAUUCUCUCAAAUCUUAUUGCUUUUCGAUAAACAUAAAUAUAAUUUUGAUAAAUAUGCAUUAGAAAUUUUAUGUGGUCUAACAAAAGCAAGCAAACAUUUUGAUUAUAAUUGUUAUCAAAAAUUUCAAAAAUUUUUUUUGAUAAUAAUUGAAAAAUAUUUUCUUAAUUUGGAUUCUGAAUCAUCAACAUUUUGGAAUGAAUUAUUUUAUUCAUUGUUUAAUGGUGGUGAUCUUAAACGUUCAUUAUGGUGUGUUGAAUUUCUUGUCGACAAAACAUUGAAAUCUAUCGAACUGUCACCAUUUUGUCAAUGUGAAAUUUUAUGGAAAUUAAGACAUGCAAUUCGUUCAAAUUGGAAAUAUCCAAUGGUUUCAAAAAAUAUUCGUGAAUAUAUUCUUGAAAAUAUUUGCCAUUCAUAUCAAAAAGUAAGAGAAAUUCAUGGAAUCCUACUAAAUUAUACUUUUAUCUCUCCUUAUGGUUUAAAAAGUGAACAAGUAAAUUUUGAUAACAAUUAUAGCGAUCUUUUUUCAUUUGAACCAAUCAUUAAACAACUUGAUGAAAAACUUUCGAUUCUGUUCGAUGAUAAAAAAUCUGAAAUGGAUGUUGUUUCAUUCAAAAGCGACUUGCUUGAUCCAAACUCGGAUGAUGGUAAAAAACUAUUACAUUUUAUUGAAACAAUUUGUUUGUUUUGCAAAAAACAUGACUCACAUUCAUUGUUUGAACAUCCAGGAUUUAUUUUAAUUUUGCCUUACCUUUGUGUCAUACAAACAAAUAAUCCAAUCAUGUCACAAAUUAAUAAUGCCAUCUCUUUCAUUGCUUCCAUUACCUAUCGUGAUGAAGAAAAAAUUCAGCAAGUUUUAACAACCAUCAAUAAGCUUUCUUUGAAUUGGAAUUGGCGAACACGAAAAACUAUUUUGAGUUUUUUGUCAAUUUUUGCCAAAAGCAAUCAUUUCUUGUUGAUAAAAUCUAAAUAUAUUGAUCAAAUUGAAAUGAUUAUUGUUAGAUUGUUGACUGAUGAAACGGUUGAAGUUCGUACGGCAACAUCCACAACUCUUUCUCGAAUACUUGAAAAUGAAUUGAUUUCGGGUAAAAGAUUGGAUCGAUUAAUUCAUUUGUUUCGAUCAAAAUCAUCGGAACUUUCAUCCGAUAUUGCCAAUAGACAUGGUGGCAUAUUAGGUCUUUGUUCAAUUGUUUAUGCUUUUCCUAAAGAAAUACCAGAUUUUUUGCCCGAAAUUUUGUUAUUUUUAAUUGAUUAUACUCGUGGUAUCAGCGUAAUUUCGAAUUCUGUCAAUGAAGCAUUGAGAUUUUUUAAAAAAUAUCAUAUUGAAGAUUGGAUCAUUCACAAACAUAAAUUUUCCGCUGAACAAUUAUAUCAAUUGAAUGAUGUUUUAAUUUCUCCAUCAUAUUAUUGUUAAUUCAAAAAAAAAAUGUGAAUCAAGUGUGAUAUUUUUUCUGU